Molecule: messenger RNA, 6383 nt
Organism: Hipposideros armiger (great roundleaf bat)
Lineage: Eukaryota; Metazoa; Chordata; Mammalia; Chiroptera; Hipposideridae
Gene: IL17RD
Product: interleukin 17 receptor D
Exons: 13
Coding region: 57-2270 (737 amino acids)
Molecular function (GO): interleukin-17 receptor activity
Source: RefSeq, a predicted model, not a curated record
GCUUGCUGCCGGCUGCUGGGGUGCAGAGAAGGGCCAGGCUGGGCGAGCGCACGGCCAUGGCCCCGUGGCUGCAGCUCUGCUCCGUCUUCUUCACGGUCAACGCCUGUCUCAACGGCUCGCAGCUGGCCGUGGCGGCGGGUGGCUCCAGCAGAGCGCGGGGUGCCGACACCUGUGGCUGGAGGGGAGUGGGGCCGGCCAGCAGAAACAGCGGGCUGCACAACAUCACCUUCAGAUAUGACAACUGUACCACAUACUUGAACCUGGUGGGGAAGCACGUGAUUGCCGACGCCCAGAACAUCACCAUCAGUCAGUACUCUUGCCACGACCAAGUGGCAGUCACCAUUCUUUGGUCCCCAGGGGCCCUCGGCAUCGAAUUCCUAAAAGGAUUUCGGGUAAUACUGGAGGAGCUGAAGUCCGAGGGGAGACAGUGCCAGCAACUGAUUCUAAAGGACCCAAAGCAGCUCAACAGUAGCUUCAAAAGAACUGGAAUGGAAUCUCAACCUUUCCUGAAUAUGAAGUUUGAGACGGAUUACUUUGUAAAGAUUGUCCCUUUUCCUUCCAUUAAAAAUGAAAGCAAUUAUCACCCUUUCUUCUUUAGAACACGAGCCUGUGACCUGUUGUUACAGCCAGACAACCUGGCCUGUAAACCCUUCUGGAAGCCUCGAAGCCUAAAUAUCACCCAGCAUGGUUCGGACAUGCAGGUAUCCUUCGACCAUGCGCCACACACCUUUGGCUUCCGUUUCUUCUAUCUGCAUUACAAGCUCAAGCAUGAAGGACCAUUCAAACGAAAGACCUGUAAACAGGAGCAAAAUACAGAGACAACCAGCUGCCUCCUUCAAAAUGUAUCUCCAGGUGAUUAUGUAAUUGAGCUGGUGGAUGACACCAAUACAACGAGAAAAGUGAUGCAUUAUGCCUUAAAACCGGUGCAUUCCCCAUGGGCUGGGCCCAUCCGAGCUGUUGCCAUUACUGUGCCAUUGGUCGUCAUAUCGGCAUUUGCUACACUCUUCACUGUGAUGUGCCGCAAGAAGCAACAAGAAAAUAUAUAUUCACAUUUAGAUGAAGAGAGUUCUGAGUCCUCCACCUACAGCACAGCACUCCCCCGAGAGAGGCUGCGGCCACGGCCGAAGGUCUUCCUUUGCUAUUCCAGUAAGGAUGGCCAGAAUCACAUGAACGUCGUCCAGUGCUUUGCCUACUUCCUCCAAGACUUCUGUGGCUGCGAGGUGGCUCUGGACCUGUGGGAAGACUUCAGCCUCUGCAGAGAAGGGCAGAGAGAAUGGGUCAUCCAGAAGAUCCACGAGUCCCAGUUCAUCAUCGUGGUGUGUUCCAAAGGCAUGAAGUACUUUGUGGACAAGAAGAACUACAAGCACAAAGGAGGCGGCCGCGGCUCGGGGAAAGGAGAGCUCUUCCUGGUGGCUGUGGCAGCCAUCGCCGAAAAGCUCCGCCAGGCCAAGCAGAGCUCGUCUGCGGCGCUCAGCAAGUUCAUCGCCGUCUACUUCGAUUAUUCCUGCGAGGGAGAUGUUCCUGGCAUCCUGGACCUGAGCACCAAGUACAAACUCAUGGACAACCUUCCCCAGCUCUGCUCCCACCUGCAUUCCGGAGACCACAGCCUCCCAGAGCCUGGGCAGCGCCCCGGACACGUCAGCAGGAGGAACUACUUCCGGAGCAAGUCAGGCCGGUCCCUGUACGUCGCCAUUUGCAACAUGCACCAAUUUAUCGACGAGGAGCCUGACUGGUUUGAGAAGCAGUUCGUUCCCUUCCAUCCUCCCCCACUUCACUACCGGGAGCCAGUUUUGGAGAAGUUUGACUCAGGCUUGGUUUUAAAUGAUGUCAUGUGCAAACCAGGGCCCGACAGCGAUUUCUGCCUCAAGGCCGAGGCAGUCGUCCCUGGGGCACCGGCCGACCCGCACUUGGAGGGGCAGCAGCUCGGCCUGGAUGAAGACAUGGAAGCCGGGCCCAGCCCGGGAGGCAGCUCGGUCCUGCAGCCGCUGCUGCACGCGGUGAAAGCUGUCAGCCCCUUGGGCAUGCCGCGGGACUCAGGCAUCUACGACUCAUCCGUGCCCUCCUCCGAGUUAUCUCUGCCUCUGAUGGAAGGACUCUCGGUGGAUCAAACGGAAACGUCCUCGCUGACAGAGAGCGUGUCGUCCUCCUCAGGCCUGGGUGAGGAGGACCCUCCUGCUCUUCCGUCAAAGCUCCUCACCUCUGGGGUGUGUAAAGCAGAACCUGGUUGCUGCAGCUACACUGGUGAACUCCAUGCAGUCGCUCCUUUGUAACGAAAUGGAAGAGCCUAAGCAUUGCCACUUUAGCUGCCGCCUCUCUCUGGUUCCCCAGCUCAUCUCUCUGGUUGCGUGGCCCACCUGCAGCUGAGGUCUCCUACAAGGAUAUUUUGAGUGAAAUUCGUGCCAGUACUUGCUCUCCUUGCCCCUACCUUUUACCAGAUAUCUUGGCAAAGUCUCCAGUUUUCUAAAACCAUAUGGAGCUCUGAAAGGCAUGUCCAUAAGAUCUGACAGAAGCUUGCCAUGUUAGGUCAGACCUUGGAUUAGAGCCAAUUCUGGGAGGUAGGGAGGAAACGUAAAGAAAUAGAAAAAUACUUGCACUGAUCCUUCAGACUUAAUUUAUCUCUGCAAACUUUGCCUAUUCACCGUUGGCUACUUCAGUUUGAAAUGCUUUGUAGAGAAAGCACUUUUAAUGCUAUUGCAGCCACAGAAAUCAAGUGCCAGUCUAUCUGGAAUCCGUGUCAUUACAGAUGAUGCUCCCGUUGGUUUUUGGUGUAGAACUUAUGAUGGCCGUGGCUGCUAAAAAAGCUCUAAGUCAAGGUCAAGAAGGUGACUGAGUAUACGCUCACCACUCAUAGAACAAGUCUUAUGUAUUGGUGGGAAGCAUGGCUGGCUGAGGUGGGGGCUGCGGGGCCAGGCUGACUGUGUAGACCAUUCUUUCUGAGAUGGGUUGGUCACCAUGCAAAGGCACCAGAGCUCAGCAUCCAGGGCCACCGCUUGGUGUAAGUAGGCAUCCCAUGAGAGUCAGCUCUGCCUGCCAGACUUCCCUGGGUUACAUUUUCUGAGCUGCAUCUCAGAUGUCAGUGCCUGGAAGUUUGAGAGACUGACAUACAUCUGGACUGUAGUACUGGAAUUUGCAGUUCACGUGUCAGUUGGCCUCUGGUCUAAAGUUGUGUCCAGAAUAUUAGGGACCAGAAUCCACUGAAAUGUGGCAGUGUGUGGAGGUGGUGGCCGAUUAAUCUGCUGAACUGGUUUGGACUGAUGACAAACCUCUUUUUAAGAAGGUGAAAACGAGGGGACUGUCACAAAAAUGAAUGUGCUUUUCGAAUAUUGUCUGAAGAAGACAUGGGAUCGGAAAUCAUUAAAUUCUUGAGUUUUAAAGCACUCCCCCACAACCCAGCCUGUGAAUCAUGUUUCAUUUUGUAUUUUUGUGGUACUUUUCCAAUGAAAGAUUUGCCUCUUGUGCUCCAUCCUACAAAAAAACAACAACAGGUAUUUAGAACUUAGGAGAAAAUAAUUUGCUUUAAAAAGGAAAAGUGAAUGUUCUGUUUUUAUGAAUGACUUCUCUAGAGAAUUUGUGUUUCCAAAGGGAAAACAGUUGUUCCCUUCUCCUCCCCAUACCUGUGAGGGGGUGUGAGCAUCUUUUUCUACCUUUUCUGUAGGUGCUGUUGGAUUUGGCACUCUGUGUUCUCAGCACUCACACCGGGGGCCAUGGUUUGGACUCCUUGAGCAAAUAGGAACAAUAUUACGGGCAACACUGAGAAACAUCCCGAGGAGGGGUGGAACGUGGGAGGUGGGAUGGGGUAGGACUUCUCCUUCCGAGCACAUGCUGGGCAGGUGGGGAAGGGAAAGUUUGCACCCCUCCUGGAAAGAAGAGGUUUGUGUGUAUUUUUGAUGCAAAUGCCACACUCUCUGCUCUGUAAAGGCAGCUGGCAGCUUCUUGGGAGAAGAACGUGCUCGUCUGUUCUCUGGCAUCGAGUUUCCUGCAGCUGCUCUGAGGGAAAGACAAGUGAGCAGCAAAGCUGCCUCCCCCAUAAAACCAGGCAUCUUGUUGGAGAAGAGAUGUUCCAUGUUGUCACCGUGGAUUAGAGGACGAGCACAGAGUCCUUGCCCACAGUGACGGUCCUAUCAUCCUGUCCUCGGCGUGCAUUCUGUGAAGGGGCUGAUCUGUCCAAACUUGCCACCAUAUGCAAAUUCACUUUGGAGCAUUAUCAGAGAAAUUUCCUAUUGAAGCCGAGAAGUGGUGCGUGCCCCAAAGGAACCAUUACAUUAGGAGCCACUUUUACGAUAGAUACUCAGCUUUGCGUGUGAAAUGAGGCAUCUCUGAGGAAGUGGCCCCAAGAAUGGCAUGGAGGACUGGGGCAGGGGAACAUCGACUGGGCUUUAUGAGCUUGGGCAGAGAGCUUUCAUUUACUAUGAAAAUGGAAGGAAAAAAGUGCUAGUCCAAAAAUCAGGUAAUUUUUUAGUUUGAAUUUAGGGUUUGGGUACUUACUUUGAAAUGUUAAUGUUUGUGGUGUUCAACAAAAUCAAACUGUUGUACCAAGUAAUGAAACCACAGGAUGAAUGCCUAACUCAGAAUAAGUUGAGAAGGCCAAGUGCCUGGUUUUGUCUUAAUAGUUUCACUUUUUUUUUUUUUUCACCGUUCCCAUCUCAUGCUGGAAAUGGGAAUAGCUGCCUUGUAGACUAAGACAAAACAUCUGUUUUAAGAAAACCUCCAUUUUUUUUUUACUUAACACGUUUUCCAGGCUGUGGAAAUGAUAAGACAGAAUUCAGAUAAAGAUUCUGUAAGUCAUAGGCUUUUAGGCAUUGGGGAAACAAGAAUUAAAAUAUAGGGAUGCUCUCAAUAAAAGUCCUUGAUCCUGAGAGUCAAAGGCUUGUGUAGCUAAGUUAGAUGGUGUCCUCUGGACAGGAGAACAGGGAUAAGUCCAAGGUUCCAGGUAACCAGGAAGCCACCAGGUAGUUAAAGGCAGGGAGCUAGUUGUUUAUGUAAACUCACCAAUGCCCUACAGAAAGGACUGAGCAUCUGACGGAGUCAGCUUUGUCAGGAGAGUGAUCAGAGAGGUAAAGGCCCAUGUCAAGGUGUGCUCUUCUCUUAGAAGUCAGCUGCAAGCUGCAGGAACCACCUGGACGGGCCCAGCCCAGACACACGGUGGGGAAGGUGCUCCAGAGGGCCAAGUCCUGGGCCUGUGAGCCACACUGAUCUCGGGAAAGAAUCAGGAGUCAUUCAGGCCCAGGCCCAGGUAUUCAGGUGGGUAACCCAGCCAGGUAAUAGUAUUCUGAGCCAAAAAUGAGAUGGGGCCAUAAAGUCAUGAGACAGAGUUUUUGGUUGACACAUUAGCAGUAACUCAAGAUAGUUCCAGAUCAGAAGAAGUUCAAAAAAUGUCUUUAGCAGCAAUGACAUCAUUGGAAUCGAUGUGUAGUAAUUUAAGUUCAUGUAUGUUUGUCAAAGUUUAGUCUUACUACUUCAUAGCCACAGAUGCCUUUUUUUUUUGACUGACCCCUAGUCUCAUGUUCUCUCACUUAAGCACAAAUAAACAGGAAAACCAUCCCUCCAGAAAUGUGGAUUUAUAUGAUUUUCAGCUCCCCCCAGGGUUGAGCAUCUGUUCCUUUAAAAGAAACAAGGAAGAAAAAUAGUUUUCUUCCUGGAAAAGACAUGACACACCCUCCUCCCCAAAGAGAGAAAACCCGGCAGUCCCCAACUGCGUAAACACUAAUUUGGCUCUCUUAAAGAGGCAGGAAUUCCUCUUUGUAUGUUUAUUGGAAAAAGGUCGGCAAUGCCAAUGUGAAAGUUAUUAGCCUUUUCUAUUUUAUAUUGUUGGUGAAAAUUGCUAUUCUUAUUUAACAGGUGGUAUGCCUUCAAGGGGCACCAUUGUAGCAGGCCAUGUAUAGUGAUAAAUAGGUGUGAUUAUCGAUGGCAAUGACAUGUCCUCUCAGUGUCAGGCAGACAGUAGAUCGUCGUGGGGCCUGUGGCAAACUGAAGUGCUCCUGUCCUACCUGCAGGGGUCAGCCACUCCAGCCAGUUGUGGCCACAUAGUGUUCCCUGGUUUUCUCAUCUUUCCUGAGAAGCUGAGAACCUGGAGUUUUAUACGAAAAAUUCUGACUUGUUUAGUAUUGUCAGCUAAAUUAAAAAAAAAUUUUUAAGUGUAUUCAGGCCCAUCAGAACUCAUGGGUCGACCUGAUUGGCCUACUCACUGCCAGUUUGCCACCUCUGUUUUAUAAGAUUUGAAAUGAAAGGUAAUUACAGAUGUCUGGUGCCACCAGAAAAUGCUCUUGCUAAAUGCAGCCAGUAGCUGAGCUGCUGCUUUCCCCAUUGUUCCCCCAAAGAAAUUUGAUAUGACUGUGAAUGUAUUUGAAAUAUUUUGAUUGCUUCUUUACAUUUCAUGGUGUCUU